Galeopterus variegatus (Sunda flying lemur) is the source of this 2476-nucleotide messenger RNA. RefSeq names its product solute carrier family 36, member 3 (gene SLC36A3). Bases 413 to 1840 code for a protein of 475 amino acids. The record is from RefSeq and is a predicted model, not a curated record. Lineage: Eukaryota; Metazoa; Chordata; Mammalia; Dermoptera; Cynocephalidae. Gene Ontology annotation, molecular function: L-alanine transmembrane transporter activity; L-proline transmembrane transporter activity; amino acid:proton symporter activity. Gene Ontology annotation, cellular component: vacuolar membrane. Gene Ontology annotation, biological process: glycine transport; L-alanine transport; proton transmembrane transport. The transcript has 10 exons.
GAGCCCGGCCCCACAUCCAGGCACAGGACCUCCAGUCCAAUGGUACCUUCUUCGGCCCAGUCUCACUGUUCACUUUGCCCUAGAGCAGUGAGGGCUGAAUCGGCAGAGGCUGAAAGCCCAGGCAAAUCCUGGCAGGUGGCUGAGCAAUUGUGAGGGGCACUAAGGAUCCUCCUGAGGGGAGACUCUCUUAAGUGCCCCCAGAGCCAGGUGAGGCACAAUCCACAUCAGUUUCCCCUGUCACUGGUGCUUCACUGAUUCACACACUUCAGGCUUCAGCCAGUGGCAGGCAUCCUCAGGAAUUAGGAGCCAGUAUCUCAGGAUUGCAGUCUUGGUUUCUCUGGAGAAAAACCCAUCGGAGGCUUUUUCAAAGCUGUUACAGGCCUUAACCCUGAGCUUCUGCCACCUACCCACCAUGUUGAAGACGUCAUUGCUUGGAAGGGACUACAGUGAGCUGAACGAGCUGAACUCCUCAGACAACAGGUCUAAGUCACCCUCAGAAAGUAGCAGUAACAUUACUCCAGAGAAUGUCCAUCCUGCUGGGGAAGCCGAACUAUCGAUGAUGCAAACUUUGAUCCACUUGUUGAAAUGCAACAUCGGCACAGGGCUCCUGGGGCUUCCCCUGGCCAUAAAAAAUGCCGGCUUAUUGGUGGGUCCCAUCAGCCUGCUGGCCAUCGGGAUCCUCACCGUGCACUGCAUGGUCAUCCUGUUGAACUGUGCUCAUCACCUCAGUCAAAGACUGCAAAAGACUUUUGUGAACUAUGGAGAGGCCACGAUGUACAGCCUUGAAACCUGCCCGAACACCUGGCUGAGGACACAUUCCGUGUGGGGAAGGUACAUAGUCAGUUUCCUAUUAAUCAUCACCCAGCUGGGCUUCUGCAGUGUUUAUUUCAUGUUUAUGGCAGACAAUUUACAACAGAUAGUGGAAGAAGCCCAUGUGACCUCCAGCACGUGCCAAUCCAGGAAGAUCCUGGUGCUGACCCCUAACCUGGACAUUCGUUUCUACAUGCUGACAAUCCUGCCCUUCCUGAUACUGUUGGUGUUUAUCCAGAACCUCAAGGUGCUGUCCUUCUUCUCAACAUUGGCCAACAUCACCACCCUGGGGAGCACGGUUCUGAUCUUUCACUAUAUCUUGCAGGGAAUCCCGUUUCCCAGCAACCUACCCUUGAUGGCAAACUGGAAGACCUUCUUGCUGUUCUUUGGUACGGCCAUCUUCACAUUCGAAGGCAUCGGUAUGGUUCUGCCUCUCAAAAACCAGAUGAAGAAUCCACAGCACUUUACCUCUGUUCUGUACUUGGGGAUGUCCCUUGUCAUCAUCCUCUAUAUCUGCUUGGGGACACUGGGCUACAUGAAGUUUGGGUCAGACACCCAGGUCAGCAUCACCCUCAACUUGCCCAAUUGCUGGUUGUACCAGUCAGUCAAGCUGAUGUACUCUAUUGGUAUCUUCUUCACCUACGCUCUCCAGUUCCAUGUCCCAGCUGAGAUCAUCAUUCCAUUUGCCAUCUCCCAGGUGUCAGAGAACUGGGCGCUGUCUGUAGACCUGUCUGUCCGCACAGGCUUGGUCUGUCUCACCUGUGUCUCAGCCAUCCUCAUCCCCCGCCUAGACUUGGUCAUCUCCCUGGUGGGCUCCGUGAGCAGCAGUGCCCUGGCCCUCAUCAUCCCACCCUUACUGGAAAUUAUCACCUUUUACUCUGAGGACAUGGACUGUGUCACCAUUGCAAAAGACAUCGUGAUUAGCAUCCUGGGCCUUUUGGGGUGUAUAUUUGGGACAUACCAAGCCCUCUAUGAGUUGACCCAACCUAUCAACCAUUCUAUGGCCAACUCCACAGGUGUCUAUGCAUAAUUAUCUAUUUUUAUUCUAGUAGCUCUCCCUUCUUCCCGUUCCCUGUUUAACUUCCAUGUGGAUGUUAUAUACCUUCAUCGAACGCCAACAUCUCUAUAUCAAUUAGUGGCUUUUUUAUCUUUCCAAGAGAAAUGCUGAUGACACAAGUUAAUACUGUUCACUCUCAAGCUGCACUGUUUUGGGUUUUGGAUUUCUUUGGCAGUCUUUUGUAACUCUGAACCAAAAUCAUAUUCAACCAUUUGUAUUAUCAGCCUCAUUUAAUGAAAAAGGGGUGGCAUUUGCCCCAAUAUCCCUGGAAACAGCAGCCAACCAAAUGCAAAAGAAAUUGUUUUCUCUAUACUGAAGUAGUUGUCCUUAAAGCAUCACAUUUAGAAAAGAGUAUAUUGGGGGAAGGGAGUUUUCUAUUUAGAUAUUCUAAGUGGAAGAGUCACAGACAGAACAAAAUGGAAUUUAGCAGUAACUUUGUCCAAACACUGGCUCUGCCACUGAUUUACUAUGGGACACUGGGCAAGUUUCUCCCUCUUUCUCAGUCUUAGUAUUCCUGCCUAUAAAUAAAGGGUUGGACUAACUGAUUAUGAAGGGCUCUGUCAACUCCAACAUUCUGAAAGUGAAAAAAAGAAAUUAUCCUCCAGUCAC